This is a messenger RNA of Soboliphyme baturini, 1976 nucleotides long. The record is from the annotation of a GenBank genome assembly. NCBI's taxonomy places the organism in Eukaryota, Metazoa, Nematoda, Enoplea, Dioctophymatida, Soboliphymatidae.
UUGCAGGUCGGUGAUCGUGGCCAAGUGAAGAUUCGAUCACGACUUUUGAAGGAUGCUGGAGAGUUAAAGGAUGAAGGCAAGUUAGUCUGCUCUAUCUGUCGUGAGGGCUACAAGUCAGCACCUUCUAAGCUGCUUGCAAUAUACACGUUCACGAAAAUGGUUCACGCUGAUGAAUUCGAGCAUAAAGUCAGAAAAACCAAUGCUUAUUCCACCGUCACGCAUUUCAACAUCGUGCAUUUCGAAUGUCACCAAACUGCCGUUAGGAGCGCGAGGGGCCGAGAUGAAUGGGAGAGUGCCAUGCUUCAAAACGCGAACACUCGUUGCAAUGGUUUAGUUCCUUUGUGGGGUGGCGAGGUCUCUGAAGCAGAGUUCGCUGCGUAUUUGGUGAAACACAACAGUUACAUUCAAGAAUUUACCGGUUUCGGUGAUAUUAACUUUGUCAGUGGAGUGCAUGAUUUUAAACUGCUGCUCCUUCGAUUUGCCGAAGAGCGAUCGUUUUCGGAGGAGACGCAUGGCGGGGGUCGCGAAUCGAACAUUCAUUUGAUUCCGUAUUUGAUCUUGCUUCCUUUGUUCGUGCUGAACUCGACAAGUACGCAUGAUAUGCGCGAUUUCAUGCUGAGAAAUCUACACCACUUCCUGCAACUCAGCCCUGAAGAAUGGAUUGGCAAUUCCUAUGAGUGUGAAGGUGCACUUUAUCAGGCGGCGAUGCACGUACUUCUCUGCAGCGUUUCGGAGUGGGAAGAACACAAGCUCGAGUUUCUGCGCCGUCUGUUUGUUCUGGCGCACUGUAGGAGCAUCGCUCCCGCAGGACUGUGUCAAAAGGUUCCUAACUCAACACCGCUCGACUUUUCAGCUUACAAGGCAUGUCUCAUGUUCUAUGGUCUGAUUGACCGCAUUUAUCGAAUUCUGUUCAAAAACAUACGUCCUGCCCGUGAUGAGCAGUGGUCGGUCGCUUUAAUGAACUUCAUUCGGUGCAAUGCAGAGAUUCUUUACGACUUGACUACUACUCUCCUUAAAUUUUUUGAGGAAGAUUUGCUUCCUAGCGAAAGUUUACCCGAAUGCUUCGAUGUGUUAGUCAUGUCUGCGAUACUUGUUCAUAUACUUGUUUCGCUUCUUCAGAUGUUGUGGAGGAGUUUUUCACGACCAUGCUGUUUGCCCGUGCGUAGAUUAUCCGCUUGGCAUUCACAAAAAGUUCGGGACACUUUUAUUAAUUUUUUUACUUCAAAUGGUUAUAAAUUCAUUCCUUCGGUGCCCGUUGUGCCACUGCAAGACAAAGAUUUGUUAUUUGUGAGCGCUGGCGUGAAUCAAUUUAAGCCGCUUAUAUUGUCAUCCAGGAAGAAUGCUAGCUUCAUUUCAUCAUUGAAAACAGCGGUCAAUUUCCAGAAAUGUGUCCGAAUAAGUGGAAAGCAUAAUGACCUUGAAGCCGUUGGAAGAGAUGGCUUCCACCAUACUUUUUUUGAAAUGUUAGGUAACUGGUCAUUCAACGGCCAGAUCCCGAAAGAAAUCGUUUGCAGGCAGGCGUGGGACUUGCUGACCACCGUUUACAAGCUGCCUCCCUCGCAACUGUUCGUGACAUAUUUUGCCGGUGAUAGUACUUUGAACCUUGAAGCCGAUCAGGAAUGUUGCGAUCUGUGGCGUCAGAUUGGUUUGCCGUGUUCUCACAUCUUGCCACGUGGAAUGAAAGAUAAUUUCUGGGACAUGGGCGAGAAGGGUCCAUGCGGGCCGUGUACGGAAAUAUAUUAUUCGUUUGAUGGAAUUCCGUCACUGGGCCCAACUUUUGAAUUGUGGAACAUAGUAUUUAUGCAGUACAACCGACUAUCCGAAACAGAAUUUGCUCCUCUUCCUGCUUUGCACAUUGACACUGGUAUGGGUCUUGAGAGACUGUGCACCGUACUGCAAAAGGUUCAUUCAAAUUAUGACACAGAUUUAUUUAAGGUACAUGUUUCUAUUUUUAUUAUUUUCAUUUUCUGUUGAAA